Messenger RNA from Mollisia scopiformis, 1270 nucleotides. RefSeq lists its product as uncharacterized. NCBI's taxonomy places the organism in Eukaryota, Fungi, Ascomycota, Leotiomycetes, Helotiales, Mollisiaceae. The record is from RefSeq and is a predicted model, not a curated record. The coding region runs from base 29 to 1252 and encodes 407 amino acids. The transcript is spliced from 4 exons.
GUCCUUGGGAAUUGGUUGAUAGAUUAUCAUGGAACUGACAGCCAUUAAGGUACCUGGCAAGAAAAAGCGCGGCAAUACGAAGGCAGCUGUCGCAACGACAAACCCACUUAAGAGGCCGUCUUCCGGAAGACCUCUAAAGCUUCUAGAUCCAAGUGACGAGACCCAAAGCUCAGCAAGUUCGGAACCUACUUCGAAGAAGCGGAAGAAUAGAUCUCUGAAGAGCAUCAAGUCUCGACGCAAAAUGUCGGACCUCGAGAAACUACCAACCGAAAUCCUCGAGGUGAUUUUCCUCUUCUGCUUGAAUAUCAACCUACCCAAUGCAAGUCCUGUGAUUGCUGGGAAAUUGAGCAGUCCUAUCAUAUACAACAAGACUCUCUUGGCUGCAUUCGGUCCUACUUGGGCGAGCUCGCAUGGUAGAAAGUCAAUUGGUCUAAAGGAUCGAGGCGGCGAUCCAGUACUUCAAUCUGCUAUUCUACGCUGUCGCUGGGCAACUCUACCUGUUAUGUUGAAUGCCAAGGAUAUGUGGAUACAAAGAUUUGCUACGGAUAAGGUUUUCAAACCUGUUUGGUUUGUUGCAGACAACAAUCCGCCUUCGGACGAUGAUGAUUCUUCAGCAGAAGAAACAGACAACCCUACUAAAAUCACAGCACGAGAACACCUCGAUACAGACUUCCAAGAUUUCUCCGACGUCGUUCUGAACUGGGAAGAGAGUGAUGGCUGUCUAUUGGAUUACUGCCACUUGGGUCUCAACUUUGAUGUAGCUGAUGCGAUAGAAAUACCCUCUUCGUUGCUCUCUGGCCCAUGGAAUGAAGACACCCUCAAGUAUCUUUUUUGGUUGAUAACGUCGGGAGCAAGUAUCGACUGGUGUCAUACCACAAGCGGAGAAGUUGGGCUUGAGGGACUCAAGAAAGCUAUUACUUUCGGUGAUAGUCGUGCAAUCGUAAUCCUUGUAUGGGUGGGUAUGAAAGUGGAGCUCAAUGUCAACCUAAUGGUAUACGCUCUGCGAAAUGCUGGAGGCGAUAAGUUUGCCGUCAUCACUCAGCUGUGGAUGUUAAACUUCCCUUCCGUCAACAAUAAGGGAGCUCGGAUCAUCGAGAAGGAGAUUGCGGACAUGAUGGAUGAGGCUCAGCAAGAAGGUGACAAUGAGAAGUAUGACUUGGCUGUCAAAAUCUCGAAGUCAGAGACACUUGCUACAAUUUUAUACAGUUCGGAGCCUAAUUACGGUGUUAUGGAUUUUGAAGCUAGAAAAUGAACACCCUGUCUAUUGCAC